Molecule: messenger RNA, 678 nt
Organism: Fusarium vanettenii 77-13-4
Lineage: Eukaryota; Fungi; Ascomycota; Sordariomycetes; Hypocreales; Nectriaceae
Exons: 2
Coding region: 1-678 (225 amino acids)
Molecular function (GO): acyltransferase activity, transferring groups other than amino-acyl groups
Source: RefSeq, a predicted model, not a curated record
AUGGGCAUCUCCAUCCUCCCCGUCGCUAGCUCUGAUCUGCCUAUGCUCUCCGAGUUUGUGCACUCCUCCAAGCUCUGCCUCACCAUCAAUCGGCUGCUGUAUCUCAACUGGCCUAAUGAUGCUGCCCAGAAGCCCCAGUACAGACGUGCUGUUGAAUCUUCAUUCAACAACGACAAUGUUCAAUGUCUCAAAGCCGUGGACGAAGAAUCGAAUGAGCUUGUCGGUUAUCUUGUGUUGACGCCAAAGACUCCCGUUGAAGCGAGAAAAGAUAGCGAGAUUGGCAGCGAUGUCGAGGAACAAAGCGUGCCAGAGGGGAUGCAUGCGGGUGUUUUGUCGGCAGUGAAUAGCGCCGCGGCUGAGAUAAAUCGAGAGACGGAUAGCCUUGACCAUUUGGAGUUGACUUACAUCUACGUAAAGCCAUCGCAUCGCCAGAAAGGGAUCGGCUCACUGUUGCUACAGGAGGCGUUCAGCAGGGCGGAUGCCGCUCAUGUUCCUCUUGCGCUUUGCUCUGAGCCUGCAGCAUACACCUUUUAUAAGAAUCGUGGUUUCCAGGACACCAAACAUGUCGACAUUGAUCUUCGUCUGUGGGCUCCUCCUUACACAGGCUUUGGGAUAUUCAGACUGAGCGGCAUGAUUCGGGGAGUGGAAAGCGAAGUGUCGGGGGCGGACCUCCAGUGA